GUUAAAUUAUGUGUUUUGUUUAGUUUAGUUUUUUUUUUUUUAAAGUGUGAUAUACCGUAUUAACGCUAGAUGGCGGGCAUGAAAUGCAACAGGUUCGAAUCUGCCUGCUGUGGGAUUGGUUAAUAGCUAAUACUCGCCACGUUUUCACUGUCAAAUCAAUGUGAAGGAGGCGGGACGUGUUGGAAAACAGGUGGGUGGAGGGAAAAACACGCGGCAUCGUGGGUGACGUCACGGUCGCGUUCCUGUGUGGUCACCUGACCAAGCACGGUCACGUGAUCCUCGCUCCAUUCUCGCCAUUUUGAGCGCAGCGUGAGAAAAAAGUGGGAUACUUUUUUUUUUUUUUUACUGCCUGAGAGUAAAAUCUGCGAAUCACAAGAGCCGGGGGGCAAAGAUCACUCAGAGUUGCCGCAUCAGUAUGGAGGACAGCCGUAGUGUUGCCAUCCUAGUCCCUUGCUCCAGGGAUCAUCAGGAUGUCUUCAGCCCUGAUUCACACAUUCAUGAUGUUGAAGAAGAGCAGGAACAGCACAAACAGGCUGCAGAUUCUCUCAUCCAAGUGAUUGAGAAGCUCAGUAAGAUAGUGGAGAAACGGCCUAGACAAUGCACUCUCUCUGGGAAAAAGCGUCCUUCCAUGACUUGUGCCUCAGUUAUUGUGGCGGAUAGCAGAGAGGGCAGUGGAGGGGUUUCACCAUCCAAAAGAACCAGGGAGUAUGGAAAGGAGUGCCUGGAUCUCAGUUGUGUGUCAGUGCCCAUUACAGAGCAGGACCCGAUUAGCAGAAGUGCACGCAUGCUUACCUACUACCAGUGCAGUCUAUGCCGCUUCCUUUCUCCCACACUGAGUGCUUUGAAAGAGCACAUGAAGCAGCAUGAUGAGCAGCACAAUGACCUCAUUCUCAUGUGCUCGGAGUGUUGUUUUACCUCCAACCAUCAGGAGGAGCUAGAAGCGCAUAUCAGGCUCCACUUUGAGGAUGGCGACUGCACCAAGAGAUCCCCUGCAGAGCAGCAGACAGUAAAAGCAAAUCUGCAGGGUAGAAUGGGGUUCUCCACCAUGAAAUCUGAGACUGAAUCGGAGAAAAUGCCAGGAGCCCCUAAGAAGUGGUACAGCUAUGAGCGAGGUCGGUAUCACUGCCUGAUAUGCAGUUAUGAAUGUGGGCAGCAGCGCAAUUUGAAAACGCAUGCCUGGAAGCAUGCUGGUUUGGUGGACUGCUCAUAUCCCAUAUUCGAAGAUGAUGCUGACCAGCAUGAGGCUCACCCUUUGUAUACCCUGAGCAGCAACCCAUCCUCAGAGCAUUGUAAAAGGCAGGAGGCUAUUGUGGUUCUCGCACCUGUUGGAGAACAAGCUCAGGUUCUGCACAGUGCCCCAUCAAUUCAGUUGGAACUGCGUGCAUCAGCAAGUGUGAAAUGCGAGGGUGAUGUGCCUCAAAACCCUAUGCAGAAUGUUUUCACUGUCGAAGGAGCUCUGUCAGAGGAGCCCCCAGGAGAGGUUCAAGUGACUCCUGAGGCACAGAUGGAGCUGGAGUUGGAGACAGAAAAUCAGCAGAUUAACACUGACAGCUUGUUGUCUUCAGUACAAAAGAUCAUCAGCUCCAGUGGCAACACUGCCGGCCAUGUCAACGUCAUUGUGGAGAGGCUGCCCUGUACGGAAGAACCUGUAACCAGCAAGCCUCUGCUCCUCAGCCCAGAGGUGUCUGGAUACAAGACCCUAGCUUGCCAGGAAGUGGGAUCUAAGAGUCAAUCUCACCCCAUGUACUGUGAGGAGCAAGUUCUCAUUGACUGGAAUGAUAGUGAUGAGCAUCAGGAAAUGGAGAGUCAAGAGUCUGAUCCACCUCCGGAUGAGAGUCUACCACCAGCUCGAAGGAGGACACACUCUGAGUGUUUGCGGUUGCAUUCUUUGGCAGCUGAAGCCCUUGUGGCUAUGCCAUUGAGAACGCCGGAGUUGAGCAAGUCCACUGUUAAGGGUACUUCGAGUGUGAUCUCUGACACUGGCCAGAAAAUACUUGAUUUGUCUGCUGCUUCUCCUUUAUCUAACACAAAGGCACCUUCAGCAGAGCUCGUGGCUGGGAUGCCAGGGUCAACUACCCUCUUGAACUUCAGCCAUGGUUCUAGGGAAGAAUUAAUCUUGGAAGGACCUUCAAAAGCUGGAAUCAGCACAUCUUUACUGACUGUCAUUGAACGGCUUCGAGAAAGGUCGGAUCAAAACGCCUCCGAUGAAGACAUUCUAAAGGAGCUACAGGACAAUCCACAGAUUCUGAAUGGCAGUAUGGCUACGGCAGAGGUGCAUGUGGCAAGUGAUUCUUCCUCUACAGAAGCCGAUCUGGUGGAGUACAUUGCUGGGAGUGACCGGCCCUACCGCUGCCGUCUGUGCCUUUACAGCAGUGGCAACAAGGGCUAUAUCAAGCAGCACCUGCGUGUUCACAGGCAGAUGCAGCCUUACGAAUGCCCCAUCUGCGAGCACAUUGCCUCUGACAGCAUGGAUCUGGAGAACCAUAUGAUCCACCACCGCAAGAGCCACAUGUAUCAAUGCAAGCACUGCAAUGAGAUUUUCCACUAUAAGAGUCAGCUGAGGAACCACGAGCGAGAACAGCACGGGAUAAGUGAAACCGCAGUGGCCCUCACACCUGUUGGCGAAACCAAAGCGAGCAUGGACGAGUCCGAAAAGAUCACUGAUGAGGAUUGUGUCAGCGAGAAAGUGUAUAAAUGUGACAUGUGUGACUAUACCAGCUCUACCUACGUUGGAGUGCGAAACCAUCGCAGGAUUCACAGUUCCGACAAGCCCUACAGGUGCUGCAGCUGCGACUUCGCCACCACCAACAUGAACAGCCUGAAGAGCCACAUGAAAAGACACCCCCAGGAGCAUCAGGCUGUGCAGCUGCUCGAGCAGUACAGGUGCUCCCUCUGCGGUUACGUGUGCAGCCAUCCUCCGUCCCUCAAGUCCCACAUGUGGAAACAUGCUGGGGAUCAGAACUAUAACUACGAACAAGUGAACAAAGCCAUCAACGAGGCCAUCUCUCAAAGCAGCCGGUCUCCAGUUGUGCCUUCAAAAUCAGGCCCAGAUCACUCCAUAGACCGCCCAUACAUCGUCCUUAGCCAGAAGGAGAAGGCGUCGCCUCCUUCAGCCCCGAAAGCGCUGGAGGUGUCGGUGAGGAAAGGAGGCACCGGGCAUCUGCCCACAGGCAUGGAGUACUGCAUGCUGCUCUUCUGCUGCUGCAUCUGUGGCUUCGAGUCCACCAGUAAAGAACAGCUGAUGGAGCACAUGAAGGAGCAUGACAUCUUCAGCAUCGUAUUGAGCAAGGAGCAGCAGGGAGGCCAGGCUUCUGAGGCCAGCUCAACACAGUGAGGAAAAUCAGUGUACACAUACAGUAAAUUUCUUAAAAUUAGAGCCAGUAACUUUUCUUUUUUUUUUUUUGCACUUUUUUUUCUUUAGUGCUUUUGAUACACUGCUUUACAGAUACAGACACUCUGUACUCUUAUUGUAUCUCUUUUUUUCUUCCUCUCCUUUUCCUCUUAUUUUUCCCUCUGUGUCAUUAAGGUUCAGGCAUAAUUCAGGAUUCGAACGUUUCCUCUGAAACGUUACCAGACUGAUUUUUUAAAUUAACCAAGGAAAUACUUAAUAUCAUAGGUGAAUAUUUUUGACUGAAUGGCAUUUCAUACCUCAUGAAGUCACUUUUCUACAUGGUAUAAAUGUACAGUAGAUUAUGGUUAAUCAUCCACAUGGCAGCUUCUCUACUUCACUGUAAUAUUAUUUAUCAGUAUUGUUUAUUGUAUGAGGUAUUGUCUUCAUGGUAAGGGAAGAAAGGAAAAGGUAUAGGUUUAAUUACCUUCUCGUUUGUCAAUUUUUGUGUUAAUAUUUAUCACGCUAAUUUAUAUCUUUGCAUGUACCCUUCCGUUAUGCUCACAGAAAGAGGGCGGAUUGUUGCAAAUCUUUUGGGGGUUUUUUUUUCUUGUUUUUUUUUUGGUGCUAUCGACACUUUGUUCAGCACAUUUGGAGUGAACCAAGUAUCACUUCAGGAAUGUAUCUUAAACCUACAGAUAAGUCGGAAGUGUGUGUUUAUCGGCUAGUACUGUUUAAAUACAUAGUCACAAGACAUUCUAAUGGUCACUGGUCCAAAAAAAUAAUAAUCAGGUAAUAAAAACUCCAUCCAAGACGAAUACUGCAGCAAAAGCCAAGUAAAAUGUCAUACAUUAACUGCGGGGGAUUAUAGCACAAACAUUUAAAGACCUGUGCAUUGGAUAUGGUGAUGUAACGUAAGUAACAUUUAUUAAAAGAUAUUUCCGUUUUCUUUCAUAGGACACCAUUGUCUUACUAGUAACAUAGCGUAAUGCUAAGUUCUUCCUUUUAUAUUUAAACAAAUACAGAAACUUGACUAUUUCCUACUUUCUUUUUUUUUUUUAGUUUACAUUUAAAAGUUAUGAUGUGAUUUUUAUGAUUAAAAGGCCACAAAUGAUUAUUUUUAUGUAAAAUGUGUCCAUAGAACUUUUAAACAUUGAUGGCUACCUCUGGUCAAAAUGUUUCCAAAAACUUCAACUUUAAAAAAAAAAAAAAAAAAAAAAAAACUAAACAAAACAAAAAACAA
Molecule: messenger RNA, 4571 nt
Organism: Ictalurus furcatus (blue catfish)
Lineage: Eukaryota; Metazoa; Chordata; Actinopteri; Siluriformes; Ictaluridae
Gene: znf507
Product: zinc finger protein 507
Exons: 7
Coding region: 416-3334 (972 amino acids)
Biological process (GO): regulation of gene expression
Cellular component (GO): nucleus
Source: RefSeq, a predicted model, not a curated record